AUGGAUGACGAUGUGGCAACCGCGCGCAGUGACCAGCAUAGCAAGCAGCAAUGGAUUUGGGUCGUAGAGGACGAACUCGGAUCCUUGAUCUGGGUUACUCUUAGAGACGAAACCUAUUACGUGGGUAUUUUUAAAAGCUUUGAUCAAUACGGGAACCUUGUGCUUACCGACGCCGUCAGGAAGGUCAUCGUUCAUUCGCAACGAGUUUUCAGCGAUGUGUAUUGCGGUAAUUUGAUAAUACGCGGUGAGAGUAUUGCCUAUUUCUGCGGACUUGACGCGACAAGCUACCUGAAUACCUUCAAGUACAACAGCACAUUCGAUCACAGUCGACUUCUACAAGUUGCACGCAAACGCAACAUGAGAAUGAUGCCUCAGCCUAUGAUGCCGAAGCUGAAGUACGUCGAACUUGAUGAAGCGCUUGCCCUGUUGAAGGAAGAACAAGAGCAAUUCCCGACCAAGAAGCAUAUAUUCAGCGAUAUGCUUGGGAACGAUGCGUUUGCGUAG
Babesia bigemina is the source of this 504-nucleotide messenger RNA. RefSeq names its product LSM domain containing protein, putative. Gene Ontology annotation, biological process: deadenylation-dependent decapping of nuclear-transcribed mRNA. The record is from RefSeq and is a predicted model, not a curated record. The transcript is spliced from 2 exons. The coding region runs from base 1 to 504 and encodes 167 amino acids. Gene Ontology annotation, cellular component: P-body; Lsm1-7-Pat1 complex. Gene Ontology annotation, molecular function: RNA cap binding. Lineage: Eukaryota; Apicomplexa; Aconoidasida; Piroplasmida; Babesiidae.